Molecule: messenger RNA, 431 nt
Organism: Penaeus vannamei (Pacific white shrimp)
Lineage: Eukaryota; Metazoa; Arthropoda; Malacostraca; Decapoda; Penaeidae
Gene: ATPsynE
Product: ATP synthase, subunit E
Biological process (GO): proton motive force-driven ATP synthesis
Molecular function (GO): proton transmembrane transporter activity
Source: RefSeq, a predicted model, not a curated record
CUUCCCUGAUGAGGCACCAGUCGGCUGCUGAACGUAACAAAGAUGGCGUCUCUCGGUGCUCCCGUCCGUGUCUCUCCCUUGAUUAAGUUUGGACGAUGGGCUGCCUUGCUGACUGGCAUUGUCUAUGGUAGCAGCCACUUCAAGACUCUGAAAGCCAAGGAAACCAUUCUGCGGGAGGAGGAGGCCAAGCAGGCUACCAUCAGAAAUGCCCAGCUUGAAGAAGAAAAGAAAAAGCUCAACAGAGACGAGAUGAUAUACCUGGCUGGUCAAGCAGGAGUGAAGGUCCCGGCAGAUUUCUAGUGUUAACAUGUAUAUUUCUAGACUGGGUUGCAUCAGCGAAAUUUCUAUGGUUGAGUGGUUGAGACACCUAACCCAAUGGCAAAAAGUAAAUAUCUGUAUAAAGUGUAACUUUAUUAAAUAAGAACUUGUAA